AUGCUCGGGGUAUUUCCACGGCGCGGAGGCGGCUCGCUGUUUGCCCAAUGUCCAAUAUUGUGCCAGCAAUAUCUGCAGGAGGAGGGCCGCCUCCUAUUGUGCCAACUUCCGCCAGAUCUCGUUAAGACCGAAACCGGGAGCGGUGACUUUGGGCUCGAAGGUAGAUAUUGCAACCAGUCGUCGCCAUCUCAUUGCCGAAUCCAAUCUGAGAGUGUUGGUCAGUUUAGCAGACACCUUGGCACUUUAUGCAAGCACGAGGCUCACCAAGCGUUUGUUAAAAUGGAUUCAACACAGUUUCUGAACAUAAGGAAAAGAGACAGUUAA
Nezara viridula (southern green stink bug) is the source of this 324-nucleotide messenger RNA. The record is from the annotation of a GenBank genome assembly. NCBI's taxonomy places the organism in Eukaryota, Metazoa, Arthropoda, Insecta, Hemiptera, Pentatomidae.